AUGGGGGCCGUGCUGGGCGUCUUCUCCCUCGCCAGCUGGGUCCCAUGCCUUUGUGGCGGCGCGUCUUGUUUGCUGUGCGGUUGCUGUCCCAACAGUAAGAAUUCCACCUUGACUCGCCUCACCUAUGCUUUCAUCCUCUUCCUGGGCACCAUUGUCUGUUGCAUCAUGUUUCAUGAGGGGAUGGAGACUCAGCUGAAGAAGAUACCUGGAUUCUGUGAUGAAGGACUUAGUACCAGGAUUACUGAUAUUAUGGAUAAAGAUUGUGAUGUGCUGGUUCGUUAUAAAGCUGUGUAUCGAAUCAACUUCGCCUUGGCUGUUUUCUUCUUUGCCUUCUCUCUGCUCAUGUUAAAUGUGAAAACGAGUAAAGAUCCCAGAGCAGCGAUACACAAUGGAUUUUGGUUCUUCAAAAUUGCUGCCAUUGUUGGUAUCAUGGUUGGAUCUUUCUAUAUCCCUGGAGGCCACUUCAACACAGCCUGGUUUGUUAUUGGCAUGGUUGGGGCUGCCUUCUUCAUCCUCAUCCAGCUGGUGCUGUUGGUAGACUUUGCUCACUCUUGGAAUGAAUCAUGGGUAAAUCGAAUGGAAGAAGGGAAUCCAAGAUGCUGGUAUGCUGCUUUACUGUCUAUCACAAGCUUGUUUUAUAUCCUGUCAAUCAUCUUUGCCGGGUUGCUGUACAAAUACUAUACCAAACCAGAUGGCUGCACAGAAAACAAGUUCUUCAUCAGUUUCAAUCUGAUCCUUUGCGUGGUGAUUUCUGUUUUGUCAAUCCAUCCAAAAAUUCAGGAACACCAGCCUUGUUCCGGCCUCCUGCAGUCUUCUCUCAUCACCCUCUACACCAUGUACCUCACGUGGUCAGCCAUGUCCAAUGAACCUGAUCGUUCCUGCAACCCUGGCCUGUUGAGCAUCAUCACACACAUGACCUCAUCCACCCUGGCGCCUGCGAAUACAACUGCUCCAGCCCCUACCCCUGCUGUGCCAUCACAGAGUGGGCCUUCUCUGAAUAAAGAGAAUUUCAUUGGGCUCUUAGUCUUUGUUCUCUCCCUUUCCUAUUCUAGCAUCCGCAAUUCCAGCAAUAGCCAAGUCAGCAAGCUGACGCUGUCAGGAAGCGACAGCGUGAUCCUCCGGGAUGCGGCUGCCAGCGGCGCGAGUGAGGAGGAGGGUGGACGGCCGCGGCGGGCAGUGGACAACGAGCGGGAGGGGGUGCAGUACAGCUAUGCCGCCUUCCACCUCAUGCUCUGCUCGGCCUCGCUGUACACCAUGAUGACCUUGACCAGCUGGUACAGCCCUGAUGCAAACUUCCAGAGCAUGACCAGCAAGUGGCCAGCUGUGUGGGUCAAGAUCAGCUCCAGCUGGGUCUGCCUCCUCCUCUAUGUCUGGACCCUCGUGGCUCCGCUCGUCCUCACCAAUCGAGACUUCAGCUGA
Molecule: messenger RNA, 1419 nt
Organism: Rangifer tarandus platyrhynchus (Svalbard reindeer)
Lineage: Eukaryota; Metazoa; Chordata; Mammalia; Artiodactyla; Cervidae
Source: the annotation of a GenBank genome assembly